GCUCCGGCCCUGGAAGCCGGAGAGGGAGGGAAACCGACGCGGGCGCUGACAUGGGCUGGCUGUCCCCGCGCCUCGCGGAGCCCACCCAGCGCAGAGCCCAGCGGAGCCCGCCGCGCGCUCGCUUCUCCGGGGACUCAGCUCUAUGAGCCCUCCCUCCCCGGCCCCUGCACCCGCCGGACCUCACCUCUGACGCCAGCCUCACCUGCAGCCUCGGAGGCCCCGCCUCCACCCCCCGGGGCACGAUGCCCAUCCUCAAGCAGCUGGUGUCCAGCUCCGUGCACUCCAAGCGCCGCUCCCGCGUGGACCUCACGGCCGAGAUGAUCAGCGCGCCGCUGGGCGACUUCCGCCACACCAUGCACGUGGGCCGGGCGGGGGACGCCUUUGGGGACACCUCCUUCCUCAACAGCAAGGCUGGGGAGCUGGAGGGCGAGCCCCCGGACGAGCAGGCGUCCACCUCGUCCUCCAAGCGCGGCCUCCUGUCCCGGAAAUUCCGGGGCAGCAAGCGGUCGCAGUCGGUGACCCGGGGGGACCGGGAGCAGAGGGACAUGCUGGGCUCGCUGCGGGACUCGGCCCUGUUUGUCAAGAACGCCAUGUCCCUGCCCCAGCUGAACGAGAAGGAGGCCGCGGAGAGGGGCGCCGGCAAGCUGCCCAAGAGCCUGUCGUCCAGCCCCGUGAAGAAGGCCAACGGCGGGGAGGGUGACCCGGAGGCGGCCCGUGUGGAGGAGGUGCCCCGGCGGCGGAACGGGGCCACCUCCCCCCACUCCCUCGACCCCCUCCUGGACGAGCGGGCCUUCGGGGACCUGACGGAUCUGCCCGUCAUGCCCAAGGCCGGCUUCGGGCUGAAGCACGCCGAGUCCAUCAUGUCCUUCCACAUUGAUCUGGGGCCCUCCAUGCUGGGCGACGUCCUGAGCAUCAUGAACAAGGAGGAGUGGGAUCCAGAGGAAGAGGAUGGCGGUUUCCACGGCGACGACGAGGAGCCGGGCAGUCUCCCCAAGGUUCCCCUCUCUGGGUCGGGGGCCCCUCUCCCAUCCAGGCAGGAAGGCAAGGCCAGCCAGGACUCGCCCCCACAGCCCCAGGCUCUGCAGGACGAGGGCUGGGCGGCCGCCGCCCCCAGUCCCGGCUCCGCCCGCAGCACGGGCAGCCACACCACGCGGGACAGCAGCUCCCUGUCCAGCUGCACCUCCAGCGUCCUGGAGGAGCGCAGCCCCGCCUUCCAGGGGCCGGAGAAGGCCCAGGCCCCUCUCCCCAGGCAGCCCGACAAGGAGUUCUCCUUCAUGGAUGAGGAGGAGGAGGAUGAGAUCCGAGUGUGAGGCCGGCCGCGGUGGCUCCCCGCUCGUGGCCCCCGUCUCCCUGCCUCCAGCCCACCCCCUUCCCGUUCAGGGGCAGCCAAGAGCCUGGCUUCGGCCACGGACCCUGGGCCUCACGGAGGAGGGGCGCUGGCCGGGCCUGGGGCCCGUGGAGGACUUGGGGAGCUGGCCCUGGUGCCCGACGUUGUCCCGCAGCCCGGCCUCCCCGAGCUCCGUGGGCCGGGGCUGUGUUCUCACAGCAGGAAUCCGUUUCCUGUUCUCCACGUUGGCCUCAGGUGGCAGCCAGGUGUCCACCGGGGUGCCCGCCUGCCGCCUGCAGUGGUGCAGGUGGGCUCAGGGGCGACCUUCGGCCGGGGCUAAGGACAGGGCUCUCCUGCCUGCCCCCAUCCCCCCCCGGAGUUCCUGCUGUGGCCCGG
Messenger RNA from Eptesicus fuscus (big brown bat), 1723 nucleotides. RefSeq names its product CDC42 effector protein 4 (gene CDC42EP4). The coding region runs from base 243 to 1310 and encodes 355 amino acids. The record is from RefSeq and is a predicted model, not a curated record. The transcript has 2 exons. Lineage: Eukaryota; Metazoa; Chordata; Mammalia; Chiroptera; Vespertilionidae.